Molecule: messenger RNA, 1258 nt
Organism: Rhincodon typus (whale shark)
Lineage: Eukaryota; Metazoa; Chordata; Chondrichthyes; Orectolobiformes; Rhincodontidae
Product: ADAMTS-like protein 5
Exons: 6
Coding region: 1-1068 (355 amino acids)
Biological process (GO): extracellular matrix organization
Cellular component (GO): extracellular matrix
Molecular function (GO): metalloendopeptidase activity
Source: RefSeq, a predicted model, not a curated record
AUGUCAUUGGUCACUUUAAGCGGCCAUUUUAAUGAAGAACCAGAUCUCCCAAAGCUGGCCGCCCUGAUCGAAGCGAGCUUGGAUCCAACUCCCACGAAAACUACAGGCCUGUGUUGUCACUCAGACCCCUGCUGUGUCACCAUGACAGCAGUCCCGAGUCCCUGUGAGCUCAGCUGUUUGGCCAAAGGGCAAAGGUUUUACUAUAAUUUCGGGCGGGUGCUGGACGGAACAAAGUGUGAGGCUGGUUCCAACGGGGUCUGCAUCAACGGACAGUGCCUGGCAGUGGGCUGUGGUGCUAUCCUGGGAUCAGAGCUGAAGGAGGAUGUGUGUGGAGUGUGUGGUGGCAGGAACAACACAUGUCAGCGAUUUCAGAGCGUUUUCAUCACUCCCCAUCUCCCCCCUGGUUCGUUGCAGUAUAAUGAGGUCACCACGAUCCCAGCCGGUGCCACUUACAUCAAAGUGACUGAUAAGAGCAGCAAUUAUCUGGCUCUGCAGAACAGAGACUACAAAUACAUCAUUAACGGGAACUUGGCCAUUAACUGGCCAGGCACGUACACAGCAGCUGGGACUAAAGUCCACUACAGACGCUCAGCAGAUCACCGAGAGAGCUUGGAGGCCAUCGGGCCCACGAAGGAGGAUCUACAUCUGAUGGUUCUGUCCAUGGAGCAGGCCUCAGGGAUCAAUUACGAAUACUGGCUUCCCAAUGAUCAGUACCGGCUGUACCACGGAGACCACAAUGUUCUGAGAGGGGCACACCAUGCGGUGGUCCACACAUCUCACUCAUUCUCACGGGCAUCGCCAAUCGAGGCCACCACCCUCGCCAUGACAACUACCCCCAUCUCAGGUGGGUUCCUGCACCAAUCAGAGUUUCCAACACUGCUCAUGCUAUUGCUCGGUCAACCAUUGGUCCAUCAUCCAAGUGCACCACCUUCGAAUGGCCAAUCAGAAAGGGAACAGGCUUUUUGUUAUCCAAUCGGAUUCACUUUUGAUUAUUUUGGAAGCAGCCAUUUUAUCCGCUGUUCCCAACAAAGUUACAAAAGUUGUAAAAUAAAGAGUGUCUGGCUGUGAGUCUCCCACAAUUCCAGGAGGUUGAAGCCAUUGGCUAUCGCUGUCACCUGGGCAUCUUCCUCUCAUAUACACCUUGCAUAUGGGCAAAGAUCAGUUUGAGGGAUCGAUUAGGAAGCUUACUAACAAUAAAACUUCUCUGAGUAGAUCCCUUCAGCCCAUGAAAUCCACAAUAAAAUAGUACUUUUCUGCA